Messenger RNA from Ornithodoros turicata, 4204 nucleotides. RefSeq names its product probable 3',5'-cyclic phosphodiesterase pde-5. Gene Ontology annotation, biological process: negative regulation of receptor guanylyl cyclase signaling pathway; signal transduction. The transcript is spliced from 25 exons. The record is from RefSeq and is a predicted model, not a curated record. The coding region runs from base 32 to 2770 and encodes 912 amino acids. Gene Ontology annotation, molecular function: protein binding; 3',5'-cGMP-stimulated cyclic-nucleotide phosphodiesterase activity. Lineage: Eukaryota; Metazoa; Arthropoda; Arachnida; Ixodida; Argasidae.
UUACCAAGCGACGUUUCUGAGGUGCUUCGAGAUGCGUCUGCUCGUUCAACCCAACAUGAGAGGCGCCAGCAUCGGAAUGGCUUCUUCCCCUCAUGCCUCAGAGCACCGUCGCCUCCUCCCUCCGUUAGAGGCUCCCCUGAGCGGCCGCCGUCGGGAGAGCACUCAAGUGUUCGCGCGUCUGAGCUCGGGCCACUGUUCGCCGAGCGCCUAUCACCGGUCGUGCGUGCCCGUCGAGACACCGGUCGGGACGACUGUCACACGGAGGCAUCACCGCUAUGGACCGGCCCAGAACACGCUCCCACUGCCGCGCAUAAUACUGCCAGUCGGGGACCGGAAGUCUCGGAGUCCUAGCCCACUUCCAAGUGGGCGCAUCAUGAGAAGUUGCUCGCAGAGCUGCAUUCAAGACUCAAAAAUGACGGAAGAACAGGUGACGUCAUACCUGCUCCAGAACGAGCGGUUUUUGGAGGACUUCGUCAUGAACCACUGCGAGUUGGAAACCCUGGAGCGGUGGGUCAUUCGAUACACUCAGAGACUCAGCAAGAAGGCAGCCCAGGCAGGAGGGCGGGCACCUCCACGGAAGACGAGUCUUUCGAGGUGGAAAUUCUGCGUCCACGCCGAUAAGCGCAAGAUGCUUCAGGAAUUGACAAGCAGCCUUUAUCUGAAGCCCAGCAAGGUUCACGUCCUCUCGGAGUUGGCCGCAACCAUAGCGUCAGCGGUUAACGCGGACAGCUGGAAUCUCUUCCUCUUCGACAGGAACACGCAGGAACUUCACAGCUUCAAAUGCGAUGACGGAAAAUGCCAUAUACCGUGGCCAUCUGAUGUGGAUACCUUCUCCACUAGAUGCGGAGACGGCAUCGUGCAGACGAAUCCCGUUUCCAAAACGAGUCUGGCGACACUGGUAGCUCGGAUGAGAGAGCCCGUCAGAAUAUGCAAUGGGGAAGACGAUGCCAGAUUUGCUGGGUUGGUAGAUAUGAGCGAACCCAACGCAGCGUACAUUUUGGCUCAUCCCAUUGUACAACCUGAUGGAGAGCUCACGGGUGUCCUAGAGCUCUAUCGGAAGGCUGAUUCUCCUCGUUUUUACGAUGAAGACGAAGAGAUCGUGAAUAGCUACCUCGUAUGGGGAGGAAUAGCGUUACACUAUGCAGAAAUGUACUCAACAAUGGCACGACAGAGAAAGCUGCACAGUUUCCUCUUAGCGGUAGUUAGGUCAAUAUUCCAAGAUAUGGUCAGUAUGGACUCUGUGAUUGUGAAGAUUAUGACGUUCGCGCAAAAGUUGGUGAGCGCGGAUCGGGCCUCGCUAUUUCUGGUGGACAACCGCACCAAAGAGCUGUACGCACGGAUCUUCGACGUCAGCGGGGACCCCGACAAUGGCGGAACGCAUGAAGUCGCCAAGGAAAUCAGAAACUUGCAGAUGUGUGCUGUCCCCAGGUUUCCCAUCGGCACCGGGAUCGCUGGCCACGUCGCCCUCACGGGGGAGAGUCUCAACAUCCCGAACGCCUACGACGACGAUCGCUUCAACAGAGCUGUGGACCAGCAGACAGGCUACACAACCAAGAGCUUACUUUGCAUGCCUAUCUUCAUCCGUGGAAGUGUCAUCGGCGUGGUGCAGAUGGUGAACAAGACGACUGGGACGUUCAACCGCAACGACGAAGAAGCGUUCACCACAUUCGCCACUUACUGUGGCCUGGCCUUGCACCAUGCCAAGCUGUACGACAAGAUCCGUCGCUCGGAGCAGAAAUACAAGGUGGCCCUGGAAGUGCUAUCCUACCACGCGACAUGCACCGACGAAGAGGUGAUGCGUAUAGAGGCUGCCCCACCUCUGCCCCAUCCCGGGGAGGAACUGCGACACUUCUCUUACUCCACCUACUCCCUCAUGUCGGACGAGAAGGUUGUCGCCACCAUCUUUAUGUUCAAGGACCUCUUCCAGUCGGACAUGUUCGAGGAGUCUUCACUGAUCAGGUUCACACUGACUGUUCGAAAGAACUACCGGAGGGUUCCUUACCACAACUGGGCCCACGGCUUUUGCGUCGCUAAUGCUGCCUAUGCCAUCCUCAAGCACUCUCCAGGCACAUUCAAACCCCUCGAGGAACUAGCGCUCUUUGUGUCUUGUCUGUGCCAUGACCUUGACCACAGAGGGAAAACAAAUCAGUUUUUGAUCAAUUCUGCAUCUCCACUGGCAAGCAUCUACACUACGUCUACCCUCGAACACCACCACUUCAAUCAAACGGUACAAAUACUGCAGCAAUCGGGUCACAACAUUCUCAAGAAUCUCUCUUCGGAGGAUUACAAACAGGUGCUCAGCUUAAUCAAGCACUGCAUCUUGGCCACGGACUUGGCGCUUUAUUUUCCAAACAAAGCAAAGCUGAAGAGGUUGGUCGACGAAGGGGCGUACGAUCCUGGAAACGUUGAACACAGGCAGUUGCUGCAGGCGAUAGCCAUGACAUCUUGUGAUCUGUGUGCAAGUACGAAACCAUGGGAGCAGCAGAGAGAGACAGUUAGGGUGAUCUUUGAAGAGUUCUAUGAGCAAGGCGACGUUGAAAAAGCAGAAGGACGCCAGCCGAUCCCCAUGAUGGACAGGUCAAAAGCUCAAGAACUGCCAGCAUCACAGGUGGGAUUCCUGAAAAACAUCUGCAUACCUUGCUACGAACUGCUGGCUAUGGUUGUUCCAGGCACUGACGACAUGAAGAAAGGCUGUCUAGACAACCUCAAGUUGUGGGAAGAACUUGCUGCAAUCGAGGACUCCAAACUCGAGAAAGGUGACGACACCUAACGUCUUCCACAGUCCACCUCCUGCAGGGACCUCAACCGAGUGUACACUUGCGUGCAAAACUGCCUACAAUCAUCCCAGUGGUGUGCCCUCAGCGAUGACCCUGAGGUUGCACAAACACCCUCCCACCUGUGCCUCGCAAUCCCACGUGAUUUCAGGUGUCGUGUGCCAACAAACUGAAAGCACCGGCAGGCCCUGUACAGAUAUUUCCCGAGGACAAUUUUCUUUCUUUCUUUUUUUUUUUGUCAUGAUUUGGUCUAGGAAUUAUCUAAUUAUUCGCGGAAGCUGUAAAAGUGCUUAAUCGUCGUUUGAAAUAUGAAACGGCUAGGUUUCUGUUUUACAUAAGUUACCCGAGUUUUUAUAUGUAGUAUAUUUCAGCAUGCAAAAGCAUGCCCGCUCGAAAUAGCAGUUUUAAGGCAUUGCAACGUGUCUUCAUAGUAAUUGCGUCGGUCAAAACUACGCUUUUUCAACGUCAAUGCCAUCGAGUAUAUUUUUCAAUAGUUUAGAGUCUAAAGCAGUGUUUCCUUGAACGCAUUCUCGAGUAACGUUAAAUCAGUUAUAAGAUUACCUGCUAUGUCAUGCCUGCAUUGCAAGUUAUUCUGUACAUAUGAAGUAAUAUUCAAAUUAUUUGUCUAUUUCAAAGCAAGUCAAAGAAUAUGCACAAAAACUCAAGCCCUAAAUUCCAGGACUUGAAGGCUGCGAAAGAUACAAUCUGUACAUUACACGCAUGAAAGGAAGUAAUGCCUUGGAAGAUGGUGCACAUCUAAAUGUACCACAACAAGUUUUACCACGAAAUUUGCUCAUUUUUCAGGCAUAAUUGGAUGUUUAUACUGACACUAACUGUACACUCUGGCCUGAGUCAUUGUACAUCUACCGAGCACGUUUUGAGGUCUCACAAUGUUUCUCACCAUUUUUGCCUUGCUAGCUAUCUUCCUGUUUCCCCCAGGUGUUUUUGAAACGUUGUUGCACUGUUUCACUUUUUAUCAUCUCCACGUUGGACUUUAGCACCGUUUACGAUGAGUUACUCUAGGCAACAUUAUUGGUGUCAUCUAUUUAUCAUGAAUCAUCAUCACUCUUCCCACGUUGACGUUUUUCUGAGAUAUCCUACUUACACUAGCACAUUACCUGUAUGGCUAGAUUAUGAGAGGUUUGUUGAAAAGAAAACACUGUUGAGAACAAAGGCAUUUAAUGUCAUCACAAAAUGCGUUCCUCGAGCAGCAGUGUGCUGGCAAAGCCAUCAUACCACUAACAUUACUGCUGUGAUCUGAACUGCUGUUUCGAACGAGAGGAAACAAGCUAUUUUCCUUAUACUGUUAACGUACGGUAGGCAUUAUGUAGUGCCUAUCAUGUCCAAUAAAAAAUAAGUCUAACAUGUUGAAUCAGGCAUUAGGCCGUUGCCUUUUUUUGAUACAAUAAAUGAUAUCGUUUCAUACGAUA